GCGCCAGAAUCAAGUUCAGUUGCGCCGCAAACGCGUCGCGGAAAUGUUUCGCUGCUGGCCACCGUCCCAAAGAAAUCGAAAUUUAAAUUGAAAUCCAUUAAACGAACGCGCCGCCGUCCUGCAUCCAAAAUUCCUAUAAAAUAGAAUCCCGUAUCCUUGCCAAUUAAUAAAUACAGCAAAGCUAGAAACCAAUUCGCGUAAUAUUUCUACUUAAUUUUCCCUACCGUUCUCAGUUGGCGCCAUGAGGGAACCGUUUCCCGUGGUGGUGCUGCUGCUCCUUUGGAUCGGUUCGGCGGUGCCACCCACUUCCGGAUCGGCGGUACUCAUCUCCGACAUGACCAUGAGCGUCAUGGUGGAGCUAUCGUCCAGACAUCCCUUUUGCAAGAUGCAUACAGAUCGCGGUGAUAUCCAGCGCAUGCUGCUGCAAUCGGAUCCGCGUCGCAUCCGCCAGGUGCCGCGGGAGUCGGUGAUGGAGCUGGAGGAAGUGUGCCGCCGCCAGGGAUCGUAUGGCCACGAGUUCCGCGGCGGACUGGGCUUCAUCUAUCCGGGGACGAAGUGGUGUGGUCCGGGCACAGCGGCCACCAGCUACGACGACUUGGGGCCGCAUUCUCGCGAGGAUCGCUGCUGUCGCGAGCACGACAUGUGCCCGGAUGUCCUCAAUGUGGGCGAAUGCAGGCGGGGACUGUGCAACCGGGGCACCUUCACGAGGAGCCACUGCGAUUGCGAUGCCCGCUUCCGGCGAUGCCUGCAGGCGGCCAACACGGAGACGGCCAACACGCUGGGCGCCAUCUUCUACAAUGUGGUCCAGGUGACGUGCUUCCAGGAGCGGAGUCCCUGCUCGGCGCACCAGAGGUUCGAGGACUUCUACUACCGCACCGAUCACUGUCCGGCGGAGUUCCGGCAGGCGGAUCUCUACGUUCCGCCGCACGGCGACAACCUGAUAGCCAAGAUCCUGGCCCAUCCGCAGGGUCGGGCCCUGGCCGCUCCCUCCUUUGGCCCGGCCAAGUCUACCGCCCGCCGAUGGGGCGUUAAAUUGGCCAGCGUCGGCCUGGCCGCGGUCAAUAUCCUGCGGGAGGUGGUGCAACGACCACGUCUCCUGUGGGACAGCCUGCAGGCACCGGUCAGUCGGGAGUUGCCUCCAUCGCCGCCAAGAUACCAGGAGGGCUAUCACUACGAGCGGCCGGGGCCUUCUUCCUACGGAUAUGGCUAUGCUGGUCGCGGCUACGGGGGCUACGACUCCCGCUGGAGCUGAAUCUGAAUCGGAAUCUGAAUCCGAGAGCUGGAGUUACGAUAGCCCCCAAAGGGUUUCGGCGAUUUUGCUGGUUUUCAAUUGUAUUCAAAGGUAGGAGAGUGAUCUUACUAGGGACUAUAGGUAGAAGUGAAAUAAAAUUGUCAGGGCUAAAGGUUUUUAUUUUAAAGUAAAACAGGAAAGUUAAAGAUUAAUAUUGCUCAAAAUUUGUUGGUUCAGCCAGUUGUUAAGUUGUUUCUUUAUACCAAAUUUUGGUGGGGUUUCAUAUAGAUUAAAAAAAUAAAUAUGAUUUCCAAUUAUUUUCUAAAGUUUAAAAGUAACAUAACUAUAGGUUAAAGUAAAAAGGGUUUAUUUAUUUUGUACAUGAGUUUAAAGUAAAAUAUCAAAAUUCAAGUAAAAUUGGAGUAAGUAAAAAGUAAAAUGAAUACCUUUUUUUUACAUUUUACUUGCUCCUAUUUUACUUGAAUUCUUGAAUAUGUAAAAUAGGGGUUUAAACAGAACGAAAAGUAUUGAUUAUGUUUAAGAUUCAUUUCAUUUUUUAAUUUCGAAAACAAAACUUGAUUUAAAAAAUCAAAAUAUUAUAUCAACUUAAUUUGCCAAAGAAAACACAAAGGUAACGUAAACCUUUGUUUACAUCAGCAAUGUAUCACACAAUCAUUUUCAGAUUGUCUACAGACAUAAAACGUGAUUUUCAAGUCAAUGCUGAAGAAUAUAUCUUCGUUUUAUCCUGCUUUAUAUUCUGUUAAAGUUUCAUUAUUAUAGUUGCUUAUUAUUCCGGAAAAGUUUCAUUAUCAUAGUCGUACCAUCUUGGCGUGGGAAGAGAAUACGUCGUAUUGUUCUGAUCCAAUACGCAUUUAAAUACUUUAAAUGGGUUUUUUGUCCGAUUCUCUUUGUGAGUAAGUGAGAAAAAAAAGCUUUUUUUAGUGGAUCGAACAGAUGAACAUUUUCUGUUACUAUAACUUGGCAGCUCAGCGAAAUGUUGAAGUUAUUAUUUUUUUAGGAAACAAAACAUACAUAGCUUUUUCAGUCGUAUUAUUUAAGUAAGCGAAAAGUGUCAUUAAUACAAACAUUAUCCGAUUUUGGGGUGAUUACGCUAUAAGCUAUUUGUUAACAACAUAAAAGAUCGAAGAUAUAAGCAAGAAAUUUACUAUUAAGAAAAGGUAUAUCUCAACAAUGUUUAAAUCAGAAUUUCCAUCCAUUCUAUUCCGAAAUUUACCUAGAAAUAUGAAAAGAUCACUCUCCAGCCUGGUAAUUAGUUGAUUAACCGACAUAAGUCGACAUACCGCACUGUUUUCGAUUAGUAUUAGUAGUCAUAAGUUGCAGUUCCACUAGUCCUAUAGCCACGUAGCUGCAUGUGUGAUUGCCAUUAGUGUUCUGCAUGUAACGUGUUCACUAGUUCACUAGUUCACACCCGUUCACCCCUAGUUUUGUACAAAUAAAUUCAUUGAGAAUCGCA
Messenger RNA from Drosophila elegans, 2705 nucleotides. RefSeq names its product acidic phospholipase A2 PA4. NCBI's taxonomy places the organism in Eukaryota, Metazoa, Arthropoda, Insecta, Diptera, Drosophilidae. The record is from RefSeq and is a predicted model, not a curated record. The transcript is spliced from 3 exons. Gene Ontology annotation, biological process: phospholipid metabolic process; arachidonate secretion. Bases 242 to 1252 code for a protein of 336 amino acids.